UACAAACUUCAAUCUGGAUAUAUAAUAUCGACAAGAAGAGUGUGUUUAGUCGAGCUGUAACAGGGUACGACCACGGACGUAUGUAGGAUCGCUUUGUGGACGUGUUGUGUUAUAAGAAAGUUUGAAGUUGCAAGGAUUAGCUUAAACAGGAGCAGUCAACUGUACAUCCGACUGGUUGCCCUUCAGGUCCGAAGUUUGUUUCGGUGCUGACAAGUGUGGGCUCGAGACCUGAGUGACAGUUUACACUGAGCCCUGCUGUCUUGGCCUCACACUCCAGUAUGUCUAUCCUGUACGUCACAUUAAUUGGCUUUACAUCGCUGCUGGUGCACGUUACAUCCACCCCUAUCAUCAAGGCCCCUUGGGGGAGCAUCCAGGGAGUAGAGGUACAAGGUCGUGGCGGCAAAAAGAUGAGCGGGUACCUGGGUAUUCCGUUUGCCGUGCCCCCUACAGGCAAACUCCGUUGGCAGAAACCACAGCUUCACCCCGGGCCAGGAGACGGGAAGGUGUUUAUGGCCACAACCCUGCUACCGGCCUGUCCCCAGGAACUGCCAGGCGUCGGGGUGUACAACGGUAUAAGCGAGGACUGCCUGACCCUCAACGUCUUUGUACCUAUCGGUGGUGACGUCACGUCCGGUGCUCUCAAGCCCGUCAUGGUGUGGAUUCACGGAGGCGGAUUUAGUAUGGGAGAUGCUCCUACCUUCAGACCAACCAAGCUGGUGGCGGACAAUGACGUCAUCGUGGUGACCAUCCAGUACCGCCUGGGCGUGUUUGGCUUUCUCUCCACGGGUGACGCCACAGCGCCGGGCAACUACGGGCUGUGGGAUCAGCGCCUGGCCUUAGUGUGGGUGAAGGAAAACAUCCGGGCCUUUGGCGGCGACCCUGACCUGGUGACCAUCUUUGGGGAGUCGGCGGGUGGCAUGAGCGUAGGUUUCCACGUCAUCAGUCCAGUCUCCACCGGCCUGUUUAAGAGGGCUAUCGCGCAGAGUGGCAGUCCAUAUUUACUGAGUUGCUUUGCAGACAAAGCCGCCAUGGACUUCCGGAACCUAGCCGUCGCCGUAGGCUGCGUCUCCGAGGCCGAAGUCGCGAGGACGAGCUCCUCUGAGCUGCUGGAUUGUCUGAAGGGCGUGGCCAGCGACGAACUGAUCAACAAGACACUAGCCAUGUCAAGGGAGACGAUGUUCGCUUUACCCUUCUCCGUGCGUGCUGACGGUGAGUUUCUGGCGGAUACACCUGGCAGGCUGAUAGAGGACGAGGGUCGCAUGGCGUUAGCAGGGGCUGGGGAGGUGGACAUUCUGAUGGGUUUCAAUAACAAAGAGGGGUCGCUGCUGCUGUUACUGACCCACCUGUUCUCCGGCUUAACGGUGGAGGGCUUGCAGAGCACCGCAUUCUUUAGAGGAUUCCUUCAGCUGUCCACCAGCUGUAUCAACAACGGUCAGCCCAGCGUACUAGCUGCCAAGGCCUUGGAGUUUUUUUAUCGGGAGUUUGACGCCUUCACGGAAAAGCCUGUGUCGCUGGAGCGUUUCAUGGAGCUGUACGCCGACACCAUGUUCACGGUCCACGCCGUGCGCUGGAUUCGACAGCUGGUCACACAGCCACACACCGCCCGGCGCUACUUGUACUUCUUUGACCACGACCUCAGCUUCAACCAGGGCGGUCCGGCUCCCGGCAUGCACCACGGAGACGACGUGCUGUUUGAGUUCGAGCCCAUUUCCGAGUCCUUCGCGCUAGUGGGCAAGACGGGGCCUUUCACACCAGAGGAAGAAAAGCUGUCGUCCGAUUUCCUGGCCCUUUUGACUGAUUUCGCCAGAACAGGUAAUCCAAGUGCCUCUCUCGGCGUAAGACUGGGCGGCGACUUCUCGGAGUAUACGCUAGAAGACGAGGCGUACAUCUCGGUCUCCACCAACAUCAGCGUCCAGCAUCAUGUGAUGCGCAAGCGCGUGGCUGUAUGGCUGCAGCUUUUGCCAGAACUUCUGGCCGCCAGUUCGCCACCUGCCCAGCAACGGUCGACUGCGACAGAUCAAGUGAAAGACGAAUUUUAACACUAAAACAAACGCACGCGCGCGCGCACACACACACAUAUAGUCACUAUAUGUGCGUAGACAUAUACAAGUCCACAGCCUCUCAAAACUCAUGGGAAGAAAGUUGGGCCCUCGUGGGUUUUGGAAGAUGGGCCCUCUCAGGUACCCCUGCUGGGAAUUCCCACGAGUUCCCAUUUUUUUUCCCCACGAAAUCCCCACCAACCUUACCACGAGAGCCCCACAGCAAACCCACCAAUCGCCCAUGAUCAUUUGUCGUUUGCCACAAAACCCCCAUCAACCUCCCCCGCCCCCGCUCGCUGUAUCCCUCACCCUAUCUCACACUUUUACUCACACUGGCACACCAUGAAGAAAACAUUCAACAGCUUUUCAAAAUCUCUUUGUUUUCUCACAACGUACAAAUAGUAGGCAAGAGAUAUGAUAAAACAAUUUUAUUAUUUACAACAAAAUCUAUUUUAACAGUUUACAUUAUCUAAAGCAUUAAAGUUCAUUGUUUUUGAACAUGCAACAAGCAUUCAUCCAAUUAUUUACAUAAAAUUACAGUCAAUAAUCUUUUACCACAUGAUGAAACUUAUUUUUGAGAUAAUUAUUUAUAGCAAAGUCAAACAAUUUAUUCCCAUUAACAGGGCUUCUGCUAAGGCUAAAUUCUUUGGGGUCCCAGGGACCCCUUCUUCA
Pomacea canaliculata is the source of this 2711-nucleotide messenger RNA. RefSeq names its product cholinesterase 2-like. The transcript is spliced from 6 exons. Bases 279 to 2039 code for a protein of 586 amino acids. Lineage: Eukaryota; Metazoa; Mollusca; Gastropoda; Architaenioglossa; Ampullariidae. The record is from RefSeq and is a predicted model, not a curated record.